AUGCCACAUUAUAAAUUAGGUGAUUUGACAAACUAUAUAACUAAUAAUUUUUAUAGUAUUGAAUGGGUGUCAAAGUUGUAUAAGUUAAGUCAAAUAGUAACGGGUCUUAUCAAUAUACAUAGUGUAAAUAUUUUACACAGAGAUUUUCAUAGUGGAAAUAUCUUUUUUCGUGAUAAGUAUAAUACACAGAGUGUAUAUUUAGGUGAUUUGGGAUUAAGUAAAUCUGCAACUGAAAUUACGGACGAUGAUAAUAACAAAGAGAAUUAUGGUAUCAUUCCUUAUAUGGCUCCAGAGAUUUUUAAAGGAAAAAAAUAUACCAAAGAAUCAGACAUAUAUAGUUUUGGUAUGAUUAUGUGGGAAUUUAUGACAAGUAGAAGGCCUUUUUGGGAUAGAAGUCAUGAUACAGAACUUAUAAUAGAAAUAUGUGAUGGUUUAAGACCACCAAUUGUUACAAAUGCGCCCAAAGGGUAUAUUGAAUUAAUGAAAGAAUGCUGGCAUUCUGAUCCUAAUAAAAGACCAGUAGCUACUGAUAUUUUUGAUAGACUUGAUAAAAUGUGGAAGGGUGAAUUAGUACCAGCAGAGAAAACUAAAAUUAUACAGUCGUUAGAUAUUGGACCUGUAACAAAAAAUAAUCCAGGUGCUAUUUAUAGAAGUAGAUCUUUGAGUGGUAUGAUUCAAUCUGCAAUGUUUACAAUGUCUACAAGAAGUUUAAGAAGUCAAUCUAUAACUGCAGAAUUUGAACUAUCCAAUUAUCAUCAAAAAAACGAUAUAUCAUUUAAUGAUAAAAGAAAGUUCGACGCCACUCAAAUUGAAAACAGUUUUAAUGAUGAAGAUAAAUUUAUUAAAAAGGUUAAAUUAAUCGAAAAUGAAAAUAAUGAUUAUACUACGCAAGAAUUUGAAUUGGACAUAGAUAUAGAUUCUGAACAAUUCAUCGAUGAUAAAAGAUAUACUACACUUGAAAAUGAUUUUGAUAUAUGAAUGUCGGUCUUUAUUGAAACUUAUUAGAGAUUUAUAUUUUUUCUUUUUAUGUUAUUAUUUUUUUUAAGUUUU
Messenger RNA from Rhizophagus irregularis DAOM 181602=DAOM 197198, 1050 nucleotides. NCBI's taxonomy places the organism in Eukaryota, Fungi, Glomeromycota, Glomeromycetes, Glomerales, Glomeraceae. The record is from RefSeq and is a predicted model, not a curated record.